AGAUGAGCCUGCAGCCAUAAUAUUUCAGUGUUAUAUAGCAUCAUAUCAGUGCGUAUUUUCACAGGCUCCUGGAAACCCUCCCUGGUGGGGUGGUCUGGACAAGUUCCACUGAAAGGAGACCCCGGGGAAGACCUGGAGAUGCUGGAGGGACUAUGUCUUCUGACUGUCCUAGGAACACUUAAGAAUCCCUCCCAGAUGACCUGGAAAAGAGUACAUGUCAGGGUGAAAGACGACAUGUCGAGGUGAAAGAAGACAUGUCGGGGUAAAAGAGGACAUGUCGGACUGAGGACUGGUCACCUGUGAGAACCAGGAAGCAGUUUUUUCCCCUGUUUUUUUCUUUGAAGGCAUCAGUCACCUUUCAUCCAGACAAGGACAGUACACAGCCAGAAAAGGCGGAGCUAAGGGCUCAGCUUUACCUUUCAUUAAUGUGUCACAGCUGGUCUCAGCAGUUCAGUCCAAAUCACACCAUGUUUGUUACAAUACUGCUGUUAUGGCUCUGUGUUUGCUUCAUCGUCCUCCAAUUCAAGUCUCGGAGGCCCAAGAACUUUCCACCGGGACCCCCUGUCCUACCCAUACUGGGGAACCUGCUGCACCUGAACCUAGAGAACCCUUUAAAGGACUUUGAGAGGCUGAGACAGUCCUAUGGAAACGUCUACAGUCUGUUCAUUGGUCCCAAACCAGCUGUCGUUAUCAACAGGCUGAAGGCUAUGAAGGAGGCCAUGGUGAUCAAGGCGGCAGAUUACGCUGGACGACCCCAAGACCGGUUGAUGAAUGAUGUCACCCAGAGGAGAGGAGUGCUGCUGGCCGACUAUGGCUCCAGUUGGAGGGACCAUCGUCGCUUUGCUCUGAUGACUUUAAGGAACUUUGGUCUGGGAAAGAAGUCAAUGGAGGAUAGAAUCCAUGAUGAGGUUCAAUACAUUAUAAAAAUACUUGAAACCAGCAUUGGAAACACUCUAAGUCCUGUGGUCAUGUUCCAUAAUGCAGCCUCUAACAUCAUCUGCCAGGUUCUGUUUGGUAAACGCUACGAGUAUGAUGAUGAGACAAUUAAAACAAUUGUUUGGUGUUUUUAUGAGAAUACCAGAGUAAUCAAUGGACCAUGGGCUAUGAUAUAUAACUCUCUAUCCAUGAUUCGCAAACUGCCACUGCCAUUCAGGAAGGCCUUUAAGAAUUAUGAGACCUGUGUUAAUAUUGUGACACAUUUGGUAAAUGAGCACAAGAUGACCAGAGUCCCUGGAGAGCCACGACAUUUUGUUGACUGCUAUCUGGAUGAACUGGAUAGAAGAGGAGGCCGGGAUUCUUCAUUUUCAGAGGAAGAACUUAUAUCUAUGUCCCUGGAUCUUUACAUCGCUGGAACUGACACCACCUCCAACACCCUGCUGACAGCUUUCCUUUACCUGAUGAACCACCCACACAUACAAGAGCGGUGUCAGCGGGAGAUCGACCAGGUGUUGGAGGGAAAGGAUCGACCCAGUUUUGAGGACAGAAACAACAUGCCGUACAUGCAGGCUGUGAUCCAUGAAAUCCAGAGGAUCGCCAACACUGCUCCUCUCAGCGUCUUCCAUUGCACAACUAAAGACACCGAGCUGAUGGGAUACUCCAUUCCCAAGGGUACAAUGAUCAUCCAGAACCUGACCUCAGUCCUGAGCGAGGAGGGACAGUGGAAGUUCCCUCAUGAGUUCAACCCUGAAAACUUCCUGAAUGAGAAGGGAGAGUUUGUUAAACCAGAGGCCUUCAUGCCUUUCUCUACAGGUCCUCGGAUGUGUCUGGGAGAGGGUCUGGCUCGUAUGGAGCUCUUCCUCAUCUUGGUGACUUUGCUGAGGAAGUUUAAGUUCAUCUGGCCUGAAGAUGCUGGAGAACCAGACUUUACUCCCAUUUUUGGAAUUACUCUGACUCCCAAACCUUAUCGGAUGAAGGUCCAGCUGAGAUCAGAGCAGUGACCAGUGGCCUUAGAUGAAGGUCCAGCUGAGAUCAGAGCAGUGACCAGUGGC
Molecule: messenger RNA, 1988 nt
Organism: Melanotaenia boesemani (Boeseman's rainbowfish)
Lineage: Eukaryota; Metazoa; Chordata; Actinopteri; Atheriniformes; Melanotaeniidae
Product: cytochrome P450 2F2-like
Exons: 12
Coding region: 426-1937 (503 amino acids)
Biological process (GO): xenobiotic metabolic process
Cellular component (GO): intracellular membrane-bounded organelle; cytoplasm
Molecular function (GO): oxidoreductase activity, acting on paired donors, with incorporation or reduction of molecular oxygen, reduced flavin or flavoprotein as one donor, and incorporation of one atom of oxygen; iron ion binding; heme binding
Source: RefSeq, a predicted model, not a curated record